AUGUCUAAGUGGGUUAAAGCAAUUGGGAUGCCAAGGAACGAUUCAAAAACUAUUCCUAAGUUUCUGCAUAAGUACAUCUUCAUGAGAUUUGGUGCACCUAGAGAUAUCAUCAAAGACGAAGGUACCCACUUCGAUAAGAAUUUAAUUGGAAAAGUACUACAAAGAUAUGGGGUGGGACACAAAAUUUCCAUGAAAAAUUACUCGCAGACCAAUGGGCAAGCUGAAGUGUCAAACCGCAAGAUUAAGCAAAUCCUUGAGAAUAUGGUGAACCCUAGACGAAAGGACUGGUCGCCAAAGCUUGAUGAAGCAUUAUGGUCUUAUAACACAUUUUACAUAUUUCUAGAGGUUGUAUAUAAGAAAGAGGGUCUUCACAGCUCUGAAGUGGAGAAGUUAGAUGGAGCAGUCUCGUUGCUAAGAGGGCAAGCUCGAGUUUGGUGGACUAAUGCCACCAUGAGAAUGUCAAGUGACCAAGUGACGUGGUCGUUCUUUCUAGAAGAGUUCAAGAACAAAUAUGUUAAUAGUUUUGAAUCUCUAGAGAGAGCUCAGAAUGAGAGGUUUAUUGAGCAAAAAGCUCAGAUGACUAAGAGAACUGGUGCUUCGUUGAGUUUAGAACCAUCAAAGAGAGGCAGAGGUUUUGGUUUUCAACCCCAGACUAGAUUUGUGUCAGCUGCAUCCUCUUCCAAAGAUCAAAUUCAAUUAGAUCUAAAUAGACUCAACUAG
This is a messenger RNA of Hibiscus syriacus, 720 nucleotides long. RefSeq lists its product as uncharacterized. Gene Ontology annotation, biological process: DNA integration. The transcript has 3 exons. Gene Ontology annotation, molecular function: nucleic acid binding. The coding region runs from base 1 to 720 and encodes 239 amino acids. The record is from RefSeq and is a predicted model, not a curated record. Lineage: Eukaryota; Viridiplantae; Streptophyta; Magnoliopsida; Malvales; Malvaceae.